AUAAUGACUCUGCUCACCUAAGUUGAAUAAGCACCCUGCGCACUUUAAUCUCCUGUCGGUGCCAUUGGGCCAACUGAAGACAGGGUUUUGAAAUCUCAGCUAUAAAGACAUCUAGCCAAAGUCUCAAUCUUGCCUUAACAAUGUUCCAGAGGCUGAAUAAAAUGUUUGUGGGUGAAGUCAAUACUUCUUCCAACCAAGAACCAGAAUUUAGUGAGAAAGAAGAUGAUGAAUGGAUUCUUGUUGACUUCAUAGAUACUUGCACUGGUUUCUCAGCAGAAGAAGAGGAAGAAGAAGAAGACAUCAGUGAAGCAUCACCUACUGAGCACCCUUCAGUCUUUUCCUGUUUACCUGCGUCUCUUGAGUGCUUGGCUGAUACAAGUGAUUCCUGCUUCCUCCAGUUUGAGUCCUGUCCAAUGGAGGAGAGCUGGUUUAUCACCCCUCCCCCAUGUUUCACUGCAGGUGGAUUAACCACUAUCAAGGUGGAAACAAGUCCUAUGGAAAACCUUCUCAUAGAGCAUCCCAGCAUGUCUGUUUAUGCUGUGCACAGCUCCUGCCCUGGUCUCAGUGAGGCCAGCUGUGAGACUGAUGAAUUUCAUAACCCAAAUAGUCCCAGAGUGGAAGCUCAAAAUGAAAUGGAACAACAUAUUCACUGCUAUGUUGCAGCUCUUGCUGCUCAUACGACUUUCCUGGAACAACCCAAGAGCUUUCGCCAUUCACAGUGGAUAAGAGAACAUAGUGAAAGACAGUCUCUUAACAGAAACAGCCUUCGUCGCCAAAAUCUUAGCAGGGAUUGCCACCCUCGGCAGGUCAAGCACAGUGGCUGGGUUGUGCAUCAGCCCUGCCCGCGUCAGUACAAUUACUAAGGAUUUCAAGUUCUGUUGGUUGGUUGUUGCAUAUAUGUGUGGAUGUGCGUUUAUGUACAAUGAAAAUGCUGUCUCUUUACAGCCAAUUGAUGACCAGUCACAUAGUUUUAUGAGUGUGUUCAGACACUAUCUUGAAAACCAGAUUUAAUAUGCUAUGUAUCACAUAAUGCCUUGCUCUUAACAUUUACUUUUUUGUAAAUUUUUUCAGAAUAUUUUUGGAGACAUCAAUACAAUUACAGUGUUUGGUGUUUGAGAUGUCUUUACAUCUAUUAAUGUGUACAUUGAUUAGUCAGCAUUUUAAAGACAUUUCUUCCCAAGUACGAGAAUAGGCAUCUUUCAAUUUCAUUUUAUUUUGUGCUACUUAAUCAAUCUUUUGAGCAAGCAAAAAUUUAUUCUCAGGGUCAGCCAUACACUUUAUUGACCAGUACUUGAUCAUCUUUUACUUAUAUAAUGAAUACAUUUUUACACACUAACAUGAACAUUAACAGGUGAUAGUCGCCAUGGAUAUAAUGGAAUUAUGGCUGAACUUUCUUUUGAAAGGAAACUUGAUAUAUUUCUGUGUAUAUGGUUUGUUUUUCCAGAUUAAUCAUGCAGUUCAUUUUGGAAUUCAGGUACAUUAAGCUUUAGUGAACAGUACAUUCAGUAAUUCCAGUGUAACUACAUGACAUGGUACAGACAUUAUAGGAGUUAUGGACAAAAGCACUUGUCUCACAUGCAGAGGGAUUAAUUUAGACCUGUGAAAUUAUAUUUGGAAAAAUUCAUGUCUAUAACUAACCCAUUACUCCAGUAUUUAAAUUGUUUCAACUCUUUCCUGCCAUCUCUGCCCACUCCCCACCCCAUAUCAGCUGUAAAUUCAGAAGUACUUGUCCAGGCACUUGAGUGACUUCAUAUUUAUAUUUGCCCAUGGGAAAAGAUACAGGAUUUAUAUUUCCAGAUAUAGUGAAAAAUCCUCUGCCAUGGAGCCUUUCUUGCCAGGUAGCAAGCAAGAGUCAGGAAGAUUUCUGAUAGCAUGUAAGUGAAGAGUGACAGGUUGGCUUCCUUGAGUUUCCAUCUUUAACCACUCUGGACUCUGUUUCCUUCACCAGCAGGGGAGUAGUGAUAUUUACCUCCCUUACAGACUUGUUGUGAAGAUUGUGUACUGAUGUGAAGUGGGGCUGUCCAGAACUGAACUUUGUAUGAAAUUCCAAGGGCUUUUCUACUGAAUCUAGUGAUGGGGUGGGGCCGGUGGCAGUUUCUCUGCCACAACUGUUCUUCACAGUGUUGGUGCUAAUGAGGCCAAGUGCAGGGUUCGAGUCACACGUAGGCCAGUUAACUCGACACAGAGGAAAUCUACUUCAUACCUCUAGCCAGUCACUUCAAUUUUUAGCAGUUGUGAUGGGUUUUGCUGAGCCAUCCACACUCUCACUGAUUUCCUCUGAAAUUAAGUAAAUGCAUUUACAAUCCAAAGUACAUUCUACUGACAGAACAGUAGUGUUGCCUUCGUAAUCAGAUUAUUUUUCCAUCUACUCUGAAACCCUAAUUAAAUGACUACCAUCUAUAAGAUGUUUUCAAGGAAAAAAGUAGCAUAUAGUUAUGUGAAGUAUUAUUAUAUUUUUCAAUAUCCCUGUAGCAGCUUGAUGCAGGAACCAUGGGAGACUUCAGGGAAGAGUCGUGCCCCUUUCUCACUAGACAGGGGCAAUUGGAGUUGGAAGAGGGCGAAUAUGUAGUUGGAGGGUGGUUUUACAUUGUUCUUCCAUGGCUGGGAUGAAGUGCCAGGGUAUCUUGUUAGAGCAAGGGUCUAGAAUCCCCCUUCUCUCCUUAAUUCCCCUUCCGUUUUGACUUCCCCUUUAUUUGUUUUCUAAUUAGGGGCCAAGUCUGUAAAGUUUUGUCAAACUGAGUUAGAAGUUGUUUUGUUACUACUGUGUUUACCAGAGUUGGGAGCUAAGGUAGAGUUUUCAUGUUUUCAUGAAGGUGUGUCUGUUAUAUGGCCAUGUGUUGGUAACUUGAAAACAAUCGAGCUAAAUUUCUUCUGGAUGUAAGCCUCUGAAUACAGGGGGUCUCUUUUCCAUACAUUGCAUGAGAGUUGUCAGUACCUCACAAGCUGCAGAAGUUCAGCCACGAGAAUUUGUUUGGCAGCAUGAACAGAUUUGUAUACAAAACUGCAAUGGUCUUUUUUUACUUUUUUUUUUUCAGAUUUCCUUAUACCUUUAAUACAUUUGCAUCUCUGUGAGUUAUUGACUUUUUGUUUUCCUUAUCUGGGCCUACUUUAUAAUGCUUUGUACCUGGAAAACAAAAAAUUUCAGCCUUUGGGAUUUUUAUUCAGGGUUAGGAUUACUACACCAGCUGUGAUAUACUGUGGUUUCUGUAUCAGUCUCUAAGGUUUCUGUCUAAAAUGGGCACAUGUAAGAGUUGAAGAACAUGGUUACAUAAUUUAGCUGUUCUUGGUCAUUAGAUGUUUGUUAGGCAUUUGUAUGUAAGACACAAGGCCACAGAAUGAUUUUGACCUUCUAAGUAUUCUUUGAGACAUGGUCAAAACGCAUUUUAUUAUGAGUUGUUAUUAUUUUUGCUGUUGUUAAUAUUAGUGGUUUACAAUGUGCUUUAGUGCGUAUUACUUAAAAAUUCAAGCAGUGAGAAAUAAGACCCCUCUGAAUUUAGUAGCUCCAACUGUUUCUAAACUGAUAACAUAGAAUGUUACUUGGAAAAAGUCUGGAAUAUGUGGUGCACACAAGUAGUGCUUCAUGAGUGAGUUUCUUAGCUUUUACAAUGCACCAUGUUUUCAAAGUUUGUUUUUGUUAAUAAAACAUUUUAUAAUGUAUUUUAUUAUAUCCUAUGUUUAUUACUUUUUCUUCCUCAUCUGAUUAAAUUAUGUGCUGCACUGUAAGUUCAAGAUUAGCCAUCCAUUAUUUAUCUUUUGUGGCAAUGCAUUUACAUGGUUGGUUGGGUGGGGAAUUUUUGCAGAAGAUGCAAAGUGAUUAGAUUUUUGACUUCCUAUUGCAGGGAGCUUUUUUUUUUUUUUUUGCAUUAAUUUCCUGUAUAUUUUUCCACUUUCCAUGCAAACUGUUCCUGUUUACAUAUGUUCUCUGUUGUAUCAGUACUUUGAUUCUAGUAAGAAGACAGUUUACUUAAAACUUGAGAGGGCUGUUCAGCAUUGCCUGUUGUUUUUGCUUUUCUCAGAUCUAUAUAGUACACUGGUUUAUAAUCCUUAUGUCUUUGUUAAAAUCUGAGUUUCUCUAUUUCUUUUCUUCCUCAAGGAAAUAUAUUUCCUUUAUACACUUAAGGAAAAAAGAGAAAGGAAGGGUAUCUCCAUUAUCUUCAUCUUCUUUGAGUUGGAAACAAAAAAAUGAAGGACUCCAACUAGAAGACAGACAUUUACUUUUAAAUAGAUUAGUGGAAAAAAAUUUAAACAUUUCCAAGUAUUAGUUUUUGCUUUUAGAAUCAGUUAAGAGACUGCUCCUUGUACUGGGAGACACUAGUAUAUGUUUGUAAUGUUACCUUAAAGUUUUGUCUUUUUAUUAUAUAUGGCCCAUUAAUACUGGUUAAACUCUUUUAAAAGUUGGGCUUCUAUCAUGGUUUCACUGCUGUCAGCUAUGCUGAUGUAUUAUAAAUGGCAUCCCUAUCUACUUAUUUUAAUACUUAAAAUGUUAUAUUAAAAAAUGCUUUAUUUAGAAAACCUACAUAAUACCAUGGUGUCAGCCUUGCCGUGUACCAAUUUCACUUGAAAUUUGACACCAAUUAAAGUGGUUUAGGGAGGAGAAAGAGGUACUUUACAGAAUACAGAUAAGGAUGUCCUAUUUGCAACAGUAUCCCUUAUGUGGGAGGAGAAGUUACUACUCAGAGGAAGGCAGCUUGCGUGGAUAAUGUAUAUCAUUGAGAAUUUUCCUUAUGACAUUCUUAAAACUUGUACAAUUGUUAAAUGCCAGUUUUGCUCUGUAUUUGACUGAAGUUUUAGUGUUUGUUUUUUAGGUGGACUUCUAAUAAACCAAACCAGUACUUGGGGAGGUUGGAUGUAUGUGUGUUUUCAGACUUGGAGUGUAUGAGUGAUUUUGCUUGCUUUUUGGUUGUGCUUUCCUCUAGAGGUUUUGAACUUUAACCAAUAAUUGUGUGUUUUACUUUUUAAAAGUGGCUUUGUUUUUUUCUCAAGUUGUGAAUACAUUAGCUUUUCAGGGGCAGGGCAUGAGUUACGGAGACUGAAGAGUAUUGUAGAUUGUACUGUGUGCCUUAAUGUGUUUCUGGACACAAAUUUUUUUUCAUCAACUUGAAAACUCAAAAGGGACAUUUGGUUAGGUUAUAUACUGUACAUCAAUCUAUGCAUAAAUGGCAGCUUGUUUUCUUGAGCCACUGUCUAAAUUUUUUUUGUUUUUAUACAAAUUUUUUAUACUGAUUGGUUCAGAGAUGGUCAGUUUUGUACACAGACUGAACAAUACAGCACUUUGCCAAAAAUAAGUGUAGCAUUGCUUAAACAUUGUGUAUUAACACCAGUGCUUUGUAAUUGGGUUCAGUGGUGCAUUCUGCACUACAUGUUUUUAAUCUUUCAGUAAAUAAAAUGUCCUUUAACUUCA
Galeopterus variegatus (Sunda flying lemur) is the source of this 5401-nucleotide messenger RNA. RefSeq names its product tumor protein p53 inducible nuclear protein 1 (gene TP53INP1). The record is from RefSeq and is a predicted model, not a curated record. Lineage: Eukaryota; Metazoa; Chordata; Mammalia; Dermoptera; Cynocephalidae. Gene Ontology annotation, biological process: positive regulation of DNA-templated transcription; autophagosome assembly. The transcript has 3 exons. The coding region runs from base 141 to 863 and encodes 240 amino acids. Gene Ontology annotation, cellular component: nucleus; autophagosome.